Molecule: messenger RNA, 1391 nt
Organism: Lactuca saligna
Lineage: Eukaryota; Viridiplantae; Streptophyta; Magnoliopsida; Asterales; Asteraceae
Source: the annotation of a GenBank genome assembly
AUUUACCCCAAUCAUGGGUUCAAUCUAUGAAAUCGAAGUUCACGGAUAUACCCUAAAGUGAAAAGAACAAUCUUUUUGUUCUAAUUUUUAGUUCAGAUGAUAUAAUUUCUGAACACCCUUAUAUUGCACAAUGUAGAUACUUCCUCUUUCUAACACAGUUGGUGUAGCACUAUAGAAAUGAGAAAGAUGCAGGUGCUUGGAUCACAAAACACCAAAUUGAAGACUGAAUUGGAAUGCCAAUUGAGCAAAAUGCAUGUACUUUUUCAAGAAAGUGAAAAGCUGAAAGAGGAAGUAGCAUAUCAACGAAAAGAACUUGAACUAAGAGCUAAUGAACUGGACAAAAGAGAGUCACAACUUGAGAUUGAACGCAAAAGCUUUUACAAAGAGAAGGAAAAGAUAGCUCAAAACCCCUUAGACAGUGAAUAUGGUAUGAGUGUCCUUAUCAAUGACUUAAGGGAAAAACUGACUGAAAAAGAGGAAGAAUUACAUGAUAUGGACAUUUUAAACCAAACUUUGAUACUUAGAGAACACAUGAGCAACAACGAGCUACAAGCUGCUCGAAAGGAACUGAUAAACGUUUUGCCCCAAGUUUUGGAGGGAACUUCUAUAAUUGGGUUAAAAAGAAUGGGAGAAGUUGCUCAGAAACCUUUUCAAGAUGUGUGUUUGCAGAGAUUUUCUAGUCAAGAUUGGGAAAUGAGAUCAGUUGAGUUAAGUUCAUUGUGGCAAGAUAAGGUGAAUACUCCAAAUUGGCAUCCUUUCAAACAAGCUGUAAAAGAUGGAAAAUUACAGGAAAUAAUAGAUGAAGAUGAUAGCCAUUUGAGAGAGUUAAAAAGUCAAUGGGGUGAGGAAGUAUGCAAUGCUGUAGUGAAGGCGUUGUUGGAAUUAAAUGAGUAUAAUUCAAGUGGGAGAUAUGUUGUAUCAGAGCUUUGGAACUUCAAAGAAAAUAGAAAAGCGAGUCUUAAAGAAGUUAUUGAUUGCUUAGUCCACCAAUUGAAAGCAAACAAGUCACUUAAACGUAGAAGAGAUGGUCAACGCCCAAAUUGACUUCUUAACAAACUCUUUGUUAUACAUUUAAAUUGUUGUAUGCUAAUUUAACUUCAAAGACUUUUCACUUAAUAUAUGAACCUUGGGUGUCUGUAAAAGAUUUUUUUUUUUUUGAAAUUAUGAUUUGGUCAAAUUGUGGUGAUUGUGAGACAGAGAUAAAAGAUUUGAUGAGUGGAUGAAAAUUGAAAUACAGAGGAUCGAAUCCCUGAAGAGUGGAUAUUUCUUGGCGUUUACCUUGUAUUUUUUUCUGAGUGAUUCAGUGUUGCAUUAUUUGUACAACACAAUGAUUUAUUACAUUAUCCAUGUGACUAUGUGAGUGAGACUAUGUUGACAUCUGUGCAGGUUGC